UGGGGACGAGCGGUGGGGACCUUGAGGGUGGCCAGGCCAGCUUUGGAUCUUGCAGGGAGCGCGGAACUGAGGGAAGCGACGCCGAGAUAGAGAGCGCACCACGGAGGAAGGGACAAGCUCCGGAAGCCCGGCAGCGCUUUUACGCACAGCUGCCAACUGGCCGCUGCCGCCGGUCACCAGCUCCCGAGGACGCGCGACCGGACACCGAGUCCCGCCGCAGCCGAGAACAGCUCGCCGCUCGCCGCAGCGAGGCCCGGGGCGGCCCUUCAGGGGGACCUUUCCCAGGCCGCCCGGAUGUGCACGAAAAUGGAACAGCCUUUCUAUCACGACGACUCAUACGCAGCGGCGGGAUACGGUCGGACCCCUAGCAGUCUGUCUCUACACGACUACAAACUCCUGAAACCCACCUUGACGCUCAACCUGGCAGAUCCCUACCGGGGUCUCAAGGGCCCUGGAGCGCGCGGUCCAGGCCCAGAGGGCAGUGGGGCAAGCAGCUACUUUUCGGGUCAGGGAUCAGACACAGGCGCAUCUCUGAAGCUAGCCUCCACGGAACUGGAGCGCUUGAUCGUCCCCAACAGCAACGGCGUGAUCACGACGACGCCCACGCCUCCGGGACAGUACUUUUACCCCCGUGGGGGUGGCAGCGGUGGAGGUACAGGGGGCGGCGUCACCGAGGAGCAGGAGGGCUUUGCGGACGGCUUUGUCAAAGCCCUGGACGAUCUGCACAAGAUGAACCACGUGACGCCCCCCAAUGUGUCCCUGGGCGCCAGCGGAGGACCCCAGGCCGGACCAGGGGGCGUCUAUGCUGGACCGGAGCCGCCUCCCGUCUACACCAACCUCAGCAGUUACUCCCCAGCCUCUGCACCCUCUGGAGGCUCCGGGACUGCCGUCGGGAGUGGGAGCUCGUACCCGACGGCCACCAUCAGCUACCUCCCACAUGCACCACCCUUUGCGGGCGGCCACCCGACGCAGCUGAGCUUGAGUCGCGGCGCUUCCGCCUUUAAAGAGGAACCCCAGACCGUACCGGAGGCACGCAGCCGCGACGCCACGCCGCCCGUGUCCCCCAUCAACAUGGAAGACCAGGAGCGCAUCAAAGUGGAGCGAAAGCGGCUGCGGAACAGGCUGGCGGCCACCAAAUGCCGGAAGCGGAAGCUGGAGCGAAUCGCGCGCCUGGAGGACAAGGUGAAGACACUCAAGGCUGAGAACGCGGGGCUGUCGAGUACUGCCGGCCUCCUACGGGAGCAAGUGGCCCAGCUCAAGCAGAAGGUCAUGACCCACGUCAGCAACGGCUGCCAGCUGCUGCUAGGGGUCAAGGGACACGCCUUCUGAGCACCUCCCCCGCUCCAUACGGACACCCCCAGCCUGGAAGGCUGGGCGCCCGCCCCCCACCGGGGUGAGGGGGGCAAGCGAUGGGCUCAUACCCAGAGGCCUGGGGCGCCGCACACACACUGGACUCCGGACCGCCCGCCUGCGCCCAGUCCUUUCACCUCGACGUUUACAUGGCCCCCUUCCAGCGUAUUUUGUAUGUUUUUUUUUUUCCUGGAAAGAGACUGAAUUCAUAUUGAAUAUAAUAUAUUUGUGUAUUUAACAGAGAGAGGAGAAGGGAGGCAAUCGCGGCGGAGCUGGCCCCGCCGCCUGGUACUCAGCCUGCCGGGAUACUAUUGGGAGGGACCUCCGCCCCCUGCCCUCCCCCUCUGCACAGUACUGUGGAGAAGAAACACGCACUUCGUGUCUAGAGUCUAUUUUAAGAUGUGUUUGUGUGUGUGUGUGUGUUUGACUUUUUAUUGAAUCUAUUUAAGUAAAAAAAAUUGUCUUUAUUAAUUUCUGUGGUCUUUUUUUUUUCUUCCAAGCCGGGCGGGUGGUGGGAGAAGAGUGGGGCUGCCCCAAGCUCCUUGCUUUUUGAGGCUCGCUCCUUUCAGGUAUCUUAAGGUCCAGUACAAGCGUCCAGACCGCCCAUCCCCUGAAUCCAGGCAUCAGACGCUGCGCAGGCGGGGAACAAAAUGCCCACGACAAAACGCGGAAUGUGCAAGCCCCGCCCCGCCCAGUCCUUCGCGCCGGGGCUUUCCCCGCUGACGCGGCGGAAGCACUGCCCAUAUAUGGGCCUAUUCUGCUCAGUGACGCCAGCGCGGUCUCCGGGCAGAUUCCGGGAAUCCCCUCCCCCCGCUCUGCCGGGCAGGGCCGCGGCGCCGGGAAGGGGGCCGGGAUUUUCCCGGGCAGCCGGUUCUCUGGGCGCGGAAAGCCCCAGGCCCCGGUCCAG
Molecule: messenger RNA, 2257 nt
Organism: Acomys russatus (golden spiny mouse)
Lineage: Eukaryota; Metazoa; Chordata; Mammalia; Rodentia; Muridae
Gene: Junb
Product: JunB proto-oncogene, AP-1 transcription factor subunit
Exons: 1
Coding region: 295-1329 (344 amino acids)
Biological process (GO): regulation of cell cycle; regulation of transcription by RNA polymerase II; regulation of cell population proliferation
Cellular component (GO): transcription regulator complex
Molecular function (GO): DNA-binding transcription factor activity, RNA polymerase II-specific; RNA polymerase II cis-regulatory region sequence-specific DNA binding; transcription factor binding
Source: RefSeq, a predicted model, not a curated record